Molecule: messenger RNA, 5572 nt
Organism: Nomia melanderi (Alkali bee)
Lineage: Eukaryota; Metazoa; Arthropoda; Insecta; Hymenoptera; Halictidae
Product: L-asparaginase 1
Biological process (GO): amino acid metabolic process
Molecular function (GO): asparaginase activity; protein binding
Source: RefSeq, a predicted model, not a curated record
ACAGCUUCUAGUUUAUAGUUUUGAUUGGUUAUUUGUAAUCGUGUUGGCGAAUAGUAAAUUGGCAUCGUAAAUGAGACGAGACAGGUAAAACCUGACCAAUCAGGCCCGCAUUCCUCUGUUUAGCCAGCAAGUGGUUUCCUAAUAGUACUGUUAGAUGACUUGAUGUCUAGCAGGAUGGCACAGGGGCAAGGGAGAUCUUUGGCUAUGCAUUUUGUGCAUAGUUUCGAUUGGUUACGUGUGACCAUAUUAAUUAACACGUUCGCUACCAGCGUCACAUAUUUGUGACGGCCGCAAUCCUAUAUUUUAUAUAAAGAAAAUGAAAUUAAUCCUAUAUAUAUAGUUAGUUAAUGUUAUAAACUACGAAAUUACAUUUAGGGAUCCGAUGAUUUAGCUUCAUUUGUUUCGAUAGUUUGUUUAGAAGAAUUAUUGAAUUGAAUAAAAUAUUAUAAUUGAGGAGACCGUCACCGAGAUAACUGGUAGCGAACGUGUUAAUACCAGAUUGGUACCGAAACUGAGAUGUACAGACGAAACCAAUUAGUCUCGCAUUCCCUUCAAGGUUCUUCUCCAGAGGAACUAGUAAAUAUUGCAAGUUACUGGUAAAAUGUUUCGGUUGGAAUAGAAGGUGCUUGUUCAUAACGUGCUGUUCGCCGAAACGAUCACGUACACUAAUUCGAGCGCGUGACGGUGAGAGUGAACACGGUUCACAGCACUUGCCCCUAUGACGUGCCGCGAACCUUUUUUCUAGCAACACAUUGUAGGUAAUCAGCCAACUAGCGAAGAGGGGAGAAAUCCUCAAUAGCUCACGAGCUAUCAGCUAGACACCCUCCUAUUGUUGUUUUAGAAUAUGUUUAUAGCACAGGUGCGAUACUGCGAUUUAGAAUUAAUUAGCGUCCUGAUCCACACACGGCCUUCUUAACUACUACCGCAGCUCUGUUAUAGACUUAUCUUUGUAUCAGAGAUGUCAAACUCUCUCGAUCGAUCGGUCCCUUACUCCUACUGCAGGAGUUACUCGAGUCCCAUUCUCGUUAACACGUUGAGUGCCACGGGGGUCACCGGUGACCAAUUAAAUUGAAUUACUAUAGUUCACUCAAUUAAACGAUGAUUAUUUGAAAACAUUUUUAUAUUAUAAAUAAUGCUAGCUAAUGUGGUGACAUUCAACUAGAUGAACGUGCAGUAAUAAUAGUGCAAUUCAAUCGACUGAUUUAAUAUUUUAUUUUUUCCAUUUCGUGUGUUUUGCUCUGUGAAAUCGUAUGGCAUCCAACCUGUUAACCCCUUGCUCUACAAUAUCGUGUCAGACUAGUGUCCUGGUGCCUAAGGCGAACGCUUUCGUGGAGAACUUGCGGAAGUAUCCUCACAUGCACGACAAGAAGUAUGCGGACGAACGGUUCGGCUCUACUGGACUGCUAGUGCUUCCGAUGACUGCGAUCGACAAAAAGCGCGUGGUAUACAACGUAAUCGAAUACUCGCCGCUUUGCGACUCCAGCAACAUGAUGAUGGAAGAUUGGAUUCGUAUCGCUAAUGACAUUAAGCAAUCCUACGAACACUACGAUGGCUUCGUCGUUCUACACGGAACGGACACGUUGAGCUACACAGCGUCAGCAUUGUCGUUCAUGCUCGAGUCCCUCGGCAAGAUAGUUAUCCUUACCGGGUCUCAGGUGCCGAUUUUCGACACCAGAAGCGACGGCCUGGAAAAUUUCCUCUCGUCUCUGGUUAUAGCUGCGAAUUACAACAUACCGGAAGUGUGCAUCUACUUCGGAACGAAUCUGAUGAGGGGCAACAGGACCAUCAAGGUUUCGGCCACCGCGUUUGAAGCAUUUGACUCACCGAAUUUCCCGCCCCUCGCCAAGGCUAACACCAAGAUUGAAGUGGAUUAUAGGAUUACUUAUCGAUCUUGCACGUUGGAGAAGUUCCACGUGCACAGCAAGUUGAACAGCAACGUGGGGCUGCUUCGCAUAUUCCCUAGCAUCACCAGGGAUCUGGUGAAGGCGUUCCUGCAGCCACCGAUCGAGGGUGUCGUGUUGCAGAGCUACGGGGCUGGGAAUAUACCGGCGAAUCGGAAGGACAUAAUCAGAGAAUUUUGCGAGGCGUCGAAACGCGGGGUGAUCUUGGUCAACAUCACGCAAUGCACGAGCGGCUGCGUUUCAAGGACUUACGAGCCUGAAAAACAACUUGAAGAAGCUGGUGUGAUAGCGGGUUUUGACAUGACGCCUGAGGCGGCUCUGACCAAGCUUGCCUAUGUCUUGUCGAAAAAGGAAUGGGACACGGAAACCAAGCGGCAAAUCAUGCAGUCCAAUAUACGGGGAGAAUUAACUGGAGGAAGAUCACCGUAUCUUCAAGACCUAGACUUUGUAGAGGCAGUCGCGAGAUCGUUGGGGAUUUCUUCGUCCUCCGAGCUUCUAGAAUUAGGGACAAUACUGUUUCCGGCGAUGCUGAAUGCCGCUGUCAUCGCCGGGGACAUGAUGAAACUUCAAUCUUUGAAGGGAUACGGUGCAUACGUCUCCCAAACAAACGCCGACGGCCGCACCGCGUUGCACAUCGCCUGCUGCGAAGGCGACUUGAGCAUCGUGCGAUGUCUUUUGAGGAUGGGAGCGAACGUUCAUAUCAAAGAUCGGUUUGGUCGUACACCACUUAUUGAUGCAGUGGAAUACGAUCACCACGAUGUCAUCAAACUCUUGCUUCAAUCCGGCGCCCACUUGGACGGAAGCGCUCACCUGAUAGGUCAGAAGAUGUGCGCCGCAGCAUCAAUAGGGAACACGAAACGGCUCAGCUCGUAUCACUAUGCGAACGCUAAUCUCAAUCAGAAGGAGUUCUCCGGUAGAACACCGUUGCACUUCGCCGCGUUGCACAAUAAGGUGCAGACGAUCAAGUUCUUGCUGGACCACGGAGUGAAGACCGACUGCAAAGACAAGCUGGGCCAAACUCCGUUGGAUUUGGCCGAGGCAAUCAGUUGCAAGGAAGCAGUGUUGUUGCUGUCGCGCUUGGAACCAGCCGUCAACUCCACGACACCGGCCACCGCGAUGAAAACGAUCAGAUGAAAGUGAAACGAGCAUUUAUUUGUCGCAGUAUAUAACGUAAUGCCACGGUCCCCUGCGACGUUACAGUGGCUGCGCGGGACAACGUAUUAAGGAGAAAAUCAAACGUUUACCCGUGCCCGGUAUAAUAACUAAGCGUCCUUGCGUUGUGCGGCUUAAUAAUCGCUCUCGCGUUUUAAUGACAGUUAACGACACAGGAGCCACACAGACAUGGUUAUUUGUUCCCAAGGUGUCGCUCAAAUUACGAGCAACGGUGUUCGCGAAAAGUGAAAGUCGUAGCCGACAAUUAUCAUGUUCGAAUCGCGCGACAACGUUUCAUGUCGCACGCGUCCAAAUGAAAACACAUUUCCGUGAAUUGUAAUUUGCUGGUCAAGGGAAAUACACAUUCAAAUUUUGUAGAAAAAAUAUAUAGUAUCUUUCGAAUCUGUACAAGCAUAGAUAAGACGUACGUUAACAUUGAAUCCGUCACGCUAUACCAAACUCGUUCAUGACAGUCCUCAGAAGUGUUGGUGUGAUAACGCAGCUUCUGUAUACACGCGCGCAAUCGUGGCCACCCAUUCGUCCCGUGUCCACGGCGUCUUCAAUCAUUGUACCGUUUGUGACAUCUUUGAACCACUUGUGGCUGUUCAAGACGAGGCAUUAGCAACUGACGAUAAGACUGGGCCGAGUUACAACAUAUUUCGAGCGUACCUGGAUAAACCAUCAAUGAUUUUAUCGGUGCUGGUCGGGCUGUCCGAGUGCGCUGCCAUUGAGACGAUUGUGCAGACCACGCGUUGUAUACACGGCGUCACGUACUCGUUGUUGAAGAUCAUACCGUUGAUCGCGUUACCGAAUUCUUGCCACUGAGAAUCGUCCACCGAACCUGAAGUUAUUACAAGAAGUUGAGAUAGGGUCAUAUGUAAUAAUAACUUAUAGGAAUGCAUUUGUCCACUCACGAUAGUUCGUAUGAGGCUUAGUCUUAGUAAACAAUGACGGAACCACGCUGAGCAGAGUCGUCAGGAGACCGACCAUACCUAGAGCCUUCGUAUUCACGUUUAACAGUGAUGGUACAUGACUGUGAUCUCCUAUUUUUUGAUCGAGCGGUAUGGAGAUAAAUGGAAUGUUCACCGACCAAUCAAGCUGGAUGAUCAAUAAGAUAUAAGAAUAAUGACAGUUUACAUCCGUGGUUCCUAACGUGAGGUGAUUUGACGGGAACCAAUUCGAAAAUUUACAGUGAAUUCUUUGCAUUUCUUUUGACUCUAGUGGUUACAUAUACAGUGCAUAAAUUAAAAUUAUAUUAUUUUUUCUCCAAUCUUUCAAUGACUCCUAGCUGAGUUCUUUAACGGUUACAUUCUUCUAUUUUUUUUAUAAAUACUAUGUUUUUUGUAAAUUCAGACCAAGUUAAUAUCGUUUAAGCUUCCCCCAAGUUUCCACGUUUUGAAUAACAAGAAUUAGAUUUUAGAGAUACUUAGGUGGGUUGAAAAAAUGUUGGAAACCACCGGUAUGCAUGAACAUUGUAAAAACACUUGAAAUUUACUUGCUUUGAAAGCGGUAGAACUCACAUGGAUUUUCUCGUCCUCUGAAUUGAAGGAGACCAGUCCUCCACUUGGAUGAUGAUUGUAGAUUUUGUUCUGUGCUCUAGACAUCUUCGUCCCUCCGUCAAUGUUAGGUUCCAUCGCUUCAGAGAUACACAAAACAGCGCAAAGCACAAAUACGAUGCCUAUCGUCGAGUUGUUCAUUGCAGCUACCGAAAUGUCCAAUCUAAAACACGAAAUUUAAAGAAUUGUCCACGGUUUUCGUGAUGGUCCGGUGAUCGAUUGCGGACGAGGACGGAGCCGCGUUUGCCGAAUCCUUGAUCCUGUCAGCAGUUUUUGUAGAAGAGCCGGCCUACCCUCGACACCCAGGAAAUUGCUGCCAGCCGAAUUAACGAACCUAAAAGCGAUUUCUGGAUAAAUUACUGUCGCAUUGCCGGCUUCGUUACGCCGGUCACCGUCACGGCUGAAAAUUUCGCGAAUCCGUGGACAAACGAACGGACGCACGGACGGUACUCCGCCGUUUCGUAAUUGCGUGCGUUCGCCAUUUUCACCGGAAGGGGAAUCGUUCUGUUCGCAUUCUAGUGGUUUCCUUGAAACUUCCGUAAGCUCAACCCUGCGAAAGGGUUACAGUAUAUCAAAUUUUACAAACAUUUGGUAAAGUUUAACGUCCAUUUGAAUUGAUGCAAUUAUAUAAAUAGGUGGCUUAAUUCUUUAUUUUUGAAUCUUCAAUUUCUAACAUUUAAAUGUACGAACAUCAAUUUAUCUAGCAACAUAGAAUAAAUACAGAGCAAUAUAAUAUUAUAAAUAGUGCAACAAUCGUUUGAUAAAUGUUUACGUGGACUCUGAUUGACGUAAUUACAGAAAUUUUCAUUGUUUAUUUCUAGAUCUCUAAGUUUUAACAUUUCUAAGUCCAGCGUUAAAAAUACGUUUUAAGAUGUUAUAAUUAGAUAUAUAAAUAGUUAUAAAAGACUAAUUAACUUCUACUCUUAAUAGAAGAUCGAAAAUUUGUUACUCAAAGAAUUUCGA